AUGAUGCAAUUACCAGCGGCGGCCUAUGAAGAAGGUUAUGUGCAGUAUCAAAUUCCAUCCCGACCCACAAAAAUAACGACCACAUUUGUAAAACAAUUAAUAGCGAUCAAAGAUGCAAUGGAAAAAGAAAUUAGAGAUUUAAUGUUGUCUUUGGAUAAAGUAGGAGUAGGAUUAAAAUCAUCGUUGCUUGAUGAAGAAGGCUUUCCGAGAGCAGAUCUUGAUUUAAACGAUAUUCGAUCGAAACGACACAGAAUUGCUUGUUUACAAAAUGAUCACAUUUCAUUGAUGAAUGAUAUCCAGAAUUAUUUAUAUGAAUUACAUGAAGAAAGUAGAGCAACGAAUGAACAAAAAUCAUCAACAACCACGACCCAAAAUGUCGAUAAAUCAUCAACAAGCAUGGAUACUACUAAUGACGAAGAAGAACAAUUAGAGCCAUUCCUCAAAGUGAACACUGUUUCUCCAAAUUCACCUGCAGAAAAAGCAGGUCUGUGUCCUGGUGAUGAAAUUACACAAUUUGGAUACCUUGUUAAAAAAGAUAUUAAGAACAAUGGAUUGAAAAUUCUUCCAACCGUUGUUCAAUCGAAUGUUAAUAAGCAAAUGAAAGUUCAUCUACUAAGGCAAGAAGGCUCCACCAAGGUGAAAAAAGAGCUAACUCUUGUGCCUGCUUAUUGGAGUGGUCAAGGUUUAUUAGGAUGCCACUUUCUUGAAAUUCAUUAA
Molecule: messenger RNA, 717 nt
Organism: Naegleria lovaniensis
Lineage: Eukaryota; Heterolobosea; Eutetramitea; Acrasida; Naegleriidae
Exons: 1
Coding region: 1-717 (238 amino acids)
Biological process (GO): proteasome regulatory particle assembly
Cellular component (GO): cytoplasm; nucleus
Molecular function (GO): protein binding
Source: RefSeq, a predicted model, not a curated record